Molecule: messenger RNA, 1057 nt
Organism: Camelina sativa (false flax)
Lineage: Eukaryota; Viridiplantae; Streptophyta; Magnoliopsida; Brassicales; Brassicaceae
Product: cyclin-dependent protein kinase inhibitor SMR12-like
Biological process (GO): regulation of DNA endoreduplication
Source: RefSeq, a predicted model, not a curated record
UUCUGAACGAGUUAGAGGGUCUUGGGUUACGUUAUGUAUGCCUCUUUAGACUCUUUCUUACCACAACCAACAAUACCACAAUAAACUCGCUCCAAUCUCCGACUCCAAACAAACCUGAAAAAAAGAAAUAACAAAAAAAAAAAAAAGAAGCUGACAAUUUUCUUGAUUAGUAUUCUAUACCACGUUGGAUCUAUCUACAUCGAUCAAUCAUUAUUUCUCGUCUCUCAUUCUCUCCCUCUCUCUUUCUCUCUCUCUCAAUAGAACAAGAGUUUUGUGUUCUUGUUUUUGUGCCAUUUCUCGAGUAUGUCGGAUACGAGCUUGAGAAGGGAAGAUGUAACGUUAGGUAGUGUUACAGAGACGAGAGAAGAUGAAUGUUCGGACAAGAAAUCUGUGUUAAACAUUUGUCGGAAAAGGAAGAGAUCAGAUGAUGGAGAAGAAGAAGAGGUUGUGGAGGAAGAUAAUGACGGAUUCAAAACACCGACUCGUCCGGAGAAUAGAAUCCCUAAGGUCAGAGAAUGUCCACCGGCGCCGAGGAAACGGGAGUAUUCAUCGGAGAUGCUUAGAGCUAAAACGAUGUAUUGCCGGAGACGGUUGAGUUUCGCGCCAGAAGAUGACGUGACCUCGUUUAUAACGGAUUUGCAGUGGAGGACGACGACAAUGACGAUCAAGAAAUAAUUAAGAUUAAGGAGAGAGAUAUUGUUUUAACUUUUUAGUUUUUUAUGAUUUUAUUUUUUCAUGAUCCAUAUCUUUAGGUCACGUUUGGAAAAUAUCUGAACGUUUUUUUCCUCCCGCAAAUAGACAAAAGAAAAAUACUUGAUUAUUAUUUGGUAUUUUUGUUUUUAAGAGUUCCAGAUCAUAUAGUGAUUUUCGUUUCAAGAUGAUUAUUAUUUGUCCAUUGUUAGGUUUUUCCUUCUUUUGAUAUGGAUGAUUUUCUUGUGUUGUGUUUUACUUUUGUGAUGGUAAAAAGUUUACAACGAGCGUCUAGCUAAUUGCGUAUAUGUUGACGAAACUGAAAUAUGUUUCUUCGUGAUCUUGUGUAUCAAACUCGAAUUAAUUA